CCUCCCUAGGGGCCGCACACCCCACACAAACUCUCCCGGCACACACACUCCGGCACUGGGGCCGAGCGGGCGCUGCUCCCACGCUCAGAGCCCGGCCCUAGUGCCUCGCGGGCCCAGCCGCCAGGUCCUUAGCGGAGCACCCGCACCCCCGCCCGCUGCCGAGGCUCCACUCCAGAUGGCGACUCCUCCAGCCCCCAGACGCCGCCCGGCAGCAGCCGGCGGUCGCUCCCUCCCUCUCUCCCAGCUGCUGCGGCGAGACAAGGCGCCUGGCAAGGAGGGAGAGCUCUACUGCAGGCUCGGACUGGGGCGGGAGCCGGACCUCCGAGGGGUACGCCGGAGUUGUGGGAGCGGGGAAGGAGCCCCGCAGGCACCAGUGAUGGAGGAUUCAGGCAUCCAGCGAGGAAUCUGGGAUGGAGAUGCCAAGGCUGUCCAACAGUGUCUGACAGAUAUUUUCACCAGCGUUUACACCACCUGCGACAUUCCCGAGAACGCUAUAUUUGGUCCCUGCGUCCUGAGCCAUACUUCCCUGUAUGACAGCAUAGCUUUCAUAGCUCUCAAGUCUACCGACAAGAGAACAAUUCCUUAUAUCUUCAGGGUAGACACCUCAGCAGCAAAUGGUUCCUCAGAAGGUCUCAUGUGGCUGCGUCUGGUUCAAUCGGCCAGAGAUAAAGAAGAGCAGAACCUUGAAGCCUAUAUAAAAAACGGACAGCUGUUUUACCGCUCUCUCCGAAGGAUUGCCAAAGAUGAGGAGUUACUAGUUUGGUACGGCAAAGAACUGACUGAGUUACUCUUGCUCUGCCCCUCUAGACCCCACAGCAAAAUGAAUGGGUCGUCCCCUUACACAUGCCUGGAAUGCAGCCAACGUUUCCAGUUUGAGUUCCCCUAUGUGGCGCAUCUGCGCUUCCGCUGCCCCAAGAGAAUUCACAGCGCUGAUAGGAGCCCCCAAGACGAACAGGGUGGCGGCGUGGGCACCAAGGAUCACGGGGGCGGCGGCGGCGGUGGCGGAGGCAAGGAGCAGCAACAACAGCAGCAGCAGCAGCAACAGCAACAGGAGGCGCCCUUGGGCCCCGGCCCCAAGUUCUGCAAAGCCGGCCCGUUCCACCAUUACCCGACCCCCUCCCCCGAGGGCAGUAACCCUCCGGCGACUGGCGGCGGCAGCUCGAAGCCAUCCACGGACUUUCACAACCUGGCGCGGGAGCUGGAAAACUCCGGCGGAGGUAGCAGCUGCUCCCCGGUUCGGAGCCUCAGCAGCAGCAGCAGCAGCAGUGGCAGUGGCCACCAGGAGGCGGAGCUGAGUCCCGACGGCAACGCCGCGGGCCUGGGCAAAGGAAAGAGGAAAUUCCCGGAGGAGGCGACUGAGGGCGGUGGUGGCGCGGGGCUUGCGGGGGGCCGAGGCCGCUUCGCCGAGCGGCCCCUGCCCGCCUCCAAGGAGGACCUGGUAUGCACGCCGCAGCAGUACCGCGCCUCGGGCAGCUACUUCGGCCUGGAAGAGAACGGCCGCCUCUUCGCGCCGCCCAGCCCGGAGACAGGCGAGGCGAAGCGCAGCGCCUUCGUGGAGGUGAAGAAGGCGGCCCGAGCGCCUGGACUGCAGGAGGAGGCGGCAGCGGAUGGCGGGGUUGCAACCGUCGACGACCAGGACGCGGGUAGCGGCGGAGGCUCCUCCACGCCCGUGGCCGCGUCGCCGGCUAGUGCCGAGAAGCUGCUGGCCCCGCGGCCCGGGGGCCCGCUACCCAGCCGGUUGGAGGGCGGCAGCCCGGCUCGUGGCAGCGCUUUCACCUCGGUGCCGCAGCUGGGCGGCAGCGGCGCUGCGGGCGGCGCGGGCGCGGGCAGCGCGGGUGGCGCGAGUGGCGCGGGCAGCUGCCAAGGCGCCGCGUCGGACGAGCGCAAAAGCGCCUUCUCGCAGCCGGCGCGCUCCUUCUCGCAGCUGUCCCCGCUGGUGCUGGGCCAGAAGCUGAGCGCCCUCGAGCCGUGCCACCCCAGCGACGGUGUGGGCCCCACCAGACUCUACCCCGCUGCUCCUGACCCUCUAGCAGUGAAGCUCCAGGGAGCCGCAGACCUGAACGGAGGUUGCGCGGCCCUGCAGAGCGGCGGUGGCGGCCUUCCCAAACAGAGCCCCUUCCUCUACGCCACCGCCUUCUGGCCCAAGAGCUCCGCAGCCGCGGGGCCCCUGCAGCUACAGUUGCCCUCGGCGCUUACGCUGCUGCCUCCCUCCUUCACCUCGCUGUGUCUGCCCGCGCAGAACUGGUGUGCCAAGUGCAAUGCCUCCUUCCGCAUGACCUCCGACCUAGUAUACCACAUGAGGUCGCAUCACAAAAAGGAGUACGCCAUGGAGCCCUUGGUGAAGCGAAGGCGAGAAGAGAAACUCAAGUGCCCCAUUUGCAACGAGUCCUUCAGGGAGCGCCACCACCUCUCCAGGCACAUGACCUCCCAUAAUUGACACCGAAAGGACCCCAGCUUUCCACUCGGCACGUCCACGCACAGCACAGUCAAGCCACCUGUAGGAACAAACACGUGAUGGCAUCCACCACCUCCUAGUGAUCUGAGACAUUGCACCCAGAGAGACGGUCACAUUACACACAGACUCUCAAACACGUGUGCUCCUCCAGUAAUCUCAUUCAAAUGUUUACCUGCCACCUACACUACGCACACACGCACGCACACACAGGAUGGUGGAUUUUUGAUUGGGUGGGUUGUUUUGAGGGGUUUUCUUUUGAAUGCACGCAUUUUCACUUUCCAAAAAACAAAGGUACAUUUUUUAAAAUGUCAUAUAUUGCAACAUAUUGAUGCAUUUGUCAUACGUUUCUACUUAAAUUAUUAAGCACUUACAGUUUAGAUGUAAUAAUUGUAUGUAAGGGCAAAAUUUAUUUUAGAUAAAAAGUAAAGGAGGAGAAUGAGAUGCUUUCUGCAUUUCUUGAUGACAGUUUGUGUUCUUACAAAAAUAAACAAAAUAAAAACGGGGGUCACUAUUCAAUCAAAGUUUCCAGGGGGAAGUGCAUGUAUCAUGAAACGAUUAUGGACUUCAAUAAAGAAUGUCAUCAUUAUGUAAAUAUAUAUUUCCUUUUAAAGAAAGUGUAAUUUUGUGCCAGUGAAAUGGAGUCUGAAUAGUUAUGUGUUUCUUUUAUCCCUGGAAAGAUUUAUUAAACUUUAUAGAUGAUCUGGGUAUGU
Molecule: messenger RNA, 3165 nt
Organism: Phyllostomus hastatus (greater spear-nosed bat)
Lineage: Eukaryota; Metazoa; Chordata; Mammalia; Chiroptera; Phyllostomidae
Gene: PRDM8
Product: PR/SET domain 8
Exons: 4
Coding region: 176-2437 (753 amino acids)
Biological process (GO): regulation of DNA-templated transcription
Cellular component (GO): nucleus
Molecular function (GO): protein binding
Source: RefSeq, a predicted model, not a curated record